GAAAGCAGCUGAUAGGAAGAUUGUUUGUUUUCAAUCCAAAUUAUGCUUCUUUUCAAACGGUUUGAGAGUUCCAAAGUAUAUUGCAAUAGCUACUGUACCGAGUAGAAGUCAGAAUCAUUCAGUAAAAAGUGUUAUUAUCAGAUCGCUUCCAUAUAGUCGGUACGGUACGAGUCGCCUUGCCUUUCCGGGUGCAAGGUGCAAACGAUGAAUUGCGUUAUACUGAAUACAAUCCGCAACGUUCAAGUGAGAAAUGCUGCUUACCGCUUUUGCUCUAGUUCAAAUGGACCUAAUGGGUCGGUAAAAGAUAACAUUGUACCGGAGCUUCCACCUGAGCCCACCACAUGCUGCAUGUCCGGUUGCCAGAAUUGUGUUUGGAUUCAGUAUGCUGCAGAUCUGACCAAAAUACUAGACGAUGGGGGUGAAAAGGCACGCGAAAUUGUGCUGGCAAAGAUCGCCGAUCCGAGCUUGAAAAUGUUUUUAAAAAUUGAGCUACAAAACAUACAAUCGACCAAAACGGAUCCUUCGUGAGAGGAAACCGAGACAGCUCCUGUUGUAGUUAUAGUAAUUGUUCUAUUCGAAGUGUAAAUUUUGACGUUAUUUAGCAAAUAGACGCAUGAAAUACUUACCCAGAGCAGACGUUUUUAAUUUAUUGUUAUAAGUAAGUGUCAAUCAACAGAGAAAGCAAUUUUUUUCUUUCUUGAUCGAUGAGAUGAGCCCACAAAACAUUCAACAGAGAAACAAAGGAAAACUGACCAUUAACUACAGUUUAAAAACGAACCAAAAACAAACCAAAGCAGUGAAAGUAAAUAAUGCCCGAA
This is a messenger RNA of Anopheles moucheti, 818 nucleotides long. RefSeq names its product oxidoreductase-like domain-containing protein 1. The transcript has 2 exons. Lineage: Eukaryota; Metazoa; Arthropoda; Insecta; Diptera; Culicidae. Gene Ontology annotation, cellular component: mitochondrion. The coding region runs from base 205 to 528 and encodes 107 amino acids. The record is from RefSeq and is a predicted model, not a curated record.